GCUUUCUCUCUUUUUUUUUGACGUGCCAUACCAGUAACUAAAUUCAUUUGGGUCCUCUCUUUUUAGCCAAAGUCAGAAAGAAAGAAAGAAAGGAAGGCCAAUUGUUCAUUUCAUAUCUCAGGAUCUGGGGGGGUACUCGUUUAGCACUUUUGAGUUUUCUGAGACACAUUGGAUCUCUUCACCACUGGAGGUGUGCCUUGCUUGAAUAUAAGUUCAAAGCUAGCGAAAUCCAUGGCAUUCGAGAUGUCACCUCGUAGGAACUUCAGAUCCAAAGGUUUCAAGGUAAAGCAUGCUUUGCAGAUACUUGCGCUGAUUGGCAUUUGCGUAUGGCUUGUUUACCCAGUCCAGCACUCAUCUGAAGAAAUUAUAAAGUUAGGAAGGAAAGACCUCGAUACUCGAGUGGAGAAAACAACGAUUGAGGAUCCGAAGCAAAAGGGGGACGAACAACAAGAAAGUCAGCAGGUCCUUGAAGACAUCAAGCCUGAAGAGGGUGAGGGUGAAGGAAAACAAGGGGGAGAUGAUGCGAUGCUCGAUCACUCUCAAGAGAAAUUCGGUGUGGAAGGUGGGGAUGGGAGUAAACUUCCGGGUAGGGAAAAUGAGACAGAAGAGACCAACCAGAAUGAAGGGAAAACAGAGGAGAGCGAAGAAAAUGCCAAGAUGGAAAGCAAAGAGGAGGGUGGCGACGAUGUCCAGAAAGAAAGUGAUGAGAAUAAAAAUGACGGAGGUGAAGUGAAGGAAAGAGAAGAGAACGAACAGAAGCAAAGCGGAGAAAAUGAAGGUGGACAGGAGGAAAUCAAAGCGGAAGAGAGAGAACAGCAAAAGGAAACACAAGUUGGAGGGGAGAGUGAACUAAACAAGGAGAGCGGAGGUGUGGGGGAGAACGAAGAAAAAGAACUAGACGAAGAGAAACGAGAGAGCAAAGAGGAUGCUGGUGAAGUGACGAAAGAGCAGAGAGAAGUGGAUAGUUCCAACCCCACAACUGCGGAAAUGAUGGAAUCUAAUGGAAACGAGCAGAAGAACAAUGGCUCUACAUCUUAUGUGGCUCAAAACCAAAAUGAACCAGAGGAAAAUCCAGUUUCUAAAGAUGACAACUCGCAGAGUGGUCUGAAAGAGGAACAUGAACAAAAGGAAACAGUUUCCAACGAGAAAAUAUCUAAUCCCUAUUCGACUCUUUCCACAACUGAAAAUGCGGGCGAAAACUUAUACGCAGAUUCAAAUGUAGUACCCUCAAACUCUUUAAAUAACAUUGACUCUGCGAUUUCAGACAAGCAGAAUGAUAGCAAUAACACAGCUGCAAGGGCAAAGAAUGAUUUUGUAUCUUUAAUCUCAAAUGAGAAUGAAAAUGUAGUUCAGAACAUGGAGUCUAAUACUAACCAUGGAGCGGAAGCUGAAGCUGAAGGAAAGGAUGCAACCUCCAAAGAAAGUGAAAAUGCAUAUGGUAAUCAGAGUGCUAAUCCUGGGACGGAAGCCGGAGAAAAGGAUACAACCUCCAACAGAAGCGAAAAUGCAUAUGGGAACCAGGGUGAAUCUAAUGCUAAUCCUGGGACGGACGCCGGAGAAAAGAAUACAACCUCCUACGGAAGUGAAAAUGCAUCUGGGAACCAGGGUGAGUCUAAUGCUAAUCCUGUGACGGAAGCCGAAGAAAAGGAUACAACCUCAAACAGACGUGAAAAUGCAUAUGCGAACCAAGGUGAGUCUAAUUCUAAUCCUGGGACAGAAGCAGGAGAAAAGGAUACAACUACCAACGGAACUGAAAAUGCAGAUGGGAACCAAAGUGAGUCUAAUACUAAUCCUGGGGCGGAAGCUGUAGAAAAGGAUACAUCCUCCAACAUAAGUGAAAAUGCAGAUGGGAACCAAAGUGAGUCAGCUGAUAGUUCUUCUCACUCUUCAGAGCCCCAAGAUGAGAAAGAGGCUUCUUUAAAAGAGAAUGAAGACGCUAACAGCACUACGCGUGAUCCAGUUGAUUCCUCUGAUUCUUCAAUCCGGCAUGAAGAGACAGAUGCUCGCACGGAUCCGGGAAGUUUAGCGGGAGACAAAAGGGAAGGGAACAACAACAACAAUGAUGCUGCAGCCGCUGAGUGAUGCCUCGUAGCAACUGCUAAAAUAAUUUGAGAUGGUCCUUUCCUUUGAUUAAUAAUAUAAGUGUCAUGUGUGUGACCUUUGUUGCUCUCUGCUACGUGGCCCUAUGUUGUAACCUUUGUGGCUCUACGUUGCUUUCUGCAUGAAUCUUGACAGACAGUUUAAGUUGGGAAGCAUUGUAUACGAAUAUAAUUCUCAAUUCUGAAUAAAGAAAUACUAUCACAUCCUUCUGGAUGAGUUUUCUCA
Molecule: messenger RNA, 2325 nt
Organism: Rhododendron vialii
Lineage: Eukaryota; Viridiplantae; Streptophyta; Magnoliopsida; Ericales; Ericaceae
Exons: 2
Coding region: 232-2082 (616 amino acids)
Source: RefSeq, a predicted model, not a curated record